AUGCUGGCUGAGUACCCCUUUUCUUCUUCCACCGCUCACUCAUCCCGUUCUUCAGUUAUCACAUCACCUGCGCCAUCGCACGUAUCACAAUUCCCAUCUAAACUGAAAUCCAUAUUUCGAUUAAGUACUUCUGGACACAAGAAAGAUCCCAUGGAGUCAACCACGUCACUAGCCUCAUCGGCACCAGAGAGGAUAUCAGGAAGCAGAAGUGUUAAUGGUACGUCGAGUCGUUCCAACAAUCAACAUCCAGAAAAGAGUAGAACUCUUGGUCCGUGGUUUCUUAAAGAACCAAAGCAUAACCAGAAACUAAGGCGAGUUGCAUCUGCUCCAAACACUAAAGCUGUUGAACCGUCCGGGAGCACAAAUGUAGAUAGUAAUACACAGAACGGUCAGGAUAAUACACCUAGCGAAGGUUGCAGUAGCAACAAUCAAAAUGACAAUAGAAUGGCGCACGACGUCAAGCCAGCAGAACAACUGAUCAAAAGAACGAGUAUUUUUAAGAGAACGUAUUCAUCGAAUUCCAUAAAGAUACGAAGCGUAGAAGUUGGACCGAAUAGUUUUCAUAAAAUAAAGUUACUUGGAAAAGGCGAUGUUGGAAAGGUUUACUUGGUGAGCGAGAAAAAAACGCACAAGUUAUUUGCAAUGAAAGUUCUCUCAAAGAAGGAAAUGAUCAAACGAAAGAAGAUCAAACGAGCACUUGCCGAACAGGAAAUUCUGUCAACUCUGAAUCAUCCGUUCAUUGUACCGUUAUACCAUUCAUUUCAAAGUGAAGAAUAUUUGUAUUUAUGCAUGGAAUAUUGCAUGGGCGGCGAGUUUUUUAGAGCAUUACAGUCUCGUCCAGGAAAAUGUCUGCUUGAACAAGACGCCAAAUUCUAUGCAGCUGAAGUCAUUGCUGCGUUAGAAUAUUUGCAUCUAAUGGGCUUCAUAUACAGAGAUCUUAAGCCUGAAAACAUAUUGCUACACCAAUCUGGGCAUAUUAUGUUAUCAGACUUUGAUCUAUCUAAACAAUCGCAUCCGGCAAAUAUGCCGGGCAUUGUAAAAGGAGGGCCGGCCAAUUUGCCACCUUCAAUAGACACAAAGUCGUGUAUCGCCAAUCUGCGAACAAACUCUUUUGUCGGAACAGAAGAAUACAUUGCUCCGGAAGUCAUUGAAGGUUGUGGCCAUACGAGUGCAGUAGAUUGGUGGACGUUGGGUAUUUUGAUAUAUGAAAUGCUGUACGGUUUUACACCGUUCAAGGGUCCGACUCGAGAUGUCACAUUCGUAAACAUAAUGCGAAAUGAGGUCAUGUUCCCCGAACAUGGAGGAUAUCAACAAAUUACGAGUCUUUGUAAAUCAUUGAUACGUAAGCUUUUAUGUAAGGAUGAGAAUCGCCGACUCGGCUCCAAGGCAGGAGCGUCUGAUGUCAAGGCUCAUCCAUUUUUCAAGAACACUCAAUGGGCACUUCUUCGACAUUCUCAACCUCCAAUAAUUCCACAACAAGGACAUGGUGCUGAUGCGGUCAAUUUUAGAAACAUUCAAGAUUCGAGUAGCAUAGACAUUGAUGGAGAUACUAUUAUUACGUCAACGGCGGAGGGGGAGAAUUUGUUUGAAGAAUUUAGUAGUGUCACAUUACUUCAUGAUGGGGAUGAUGGAUAUGUAUACGACUAUGAAUAA
Molecule: messenger RNA, 1653 nt
Organism: Paraglomus occultum
Lineage: Eukaryota; Fungi; Glomeromycota; Glomeromycetes; Paraglomerales; Paraglomeraceae
Source: the annotation of a GenBank genome assembly